This is a messenger RNA of Caretta caretta (loggerhead turtle), 3794 nucleotides long. RefSeq names its product DNA topoisomerase I (gene TOP1). Gene Ontology annotation, molecular function: DNA topoisomerase type I (single strand cut, ATP-independent) activity; DNA binding. Gene Ontology annotation, cellular component: nucleolus; chromosome. The record is from RefSeq and is a predicted model, not a curated record. Lineage: Eukaryota; Metazoa; Chordata; Testudines; Cheloniidae. Gene Ontology annotation, biological process: chromosome segregation; DNA topological change; DNA replication.
AGCAGCGGCGCCUGCGCACUGAGGGGAAAUGAGGACUUAGUCUGUUACACAACUGGCCGCUGUGUUGAGUGAGGGGGCUGCACUCUCCCUUCGGCCUCAGACUCUGCUGCUCCCAGGCGCCUCUGCUCCUGUGUAGGCCUCCCCACCAGCCGGCAUGAGCGGGGACCAGCUGCACAACGACUCCCAGAUCGAGGCGGAUUUCCGAGCGAACGAUUCUCACAAACACAAAGAUAAACACAAAGACCGAGAACACCGGCACAAAGAGCACAAGAAAGACAAGGAAAAAGACCGGGAAAAGUCUAAGCACAGCAAUAGUGAGCACAAAGAUUCCUCGGAGAAGAAACACAAAGAGAAAGAGAAAACCAAACACAAAGAUGGCAGCUCAGAGAAACACAAAGACAAACACAAAGAUAGAGACAAGGAGAAACGAAAGGAAGAAAAGAGCAAAUCUUCUGGUGAUGUAAAAAUAAAGAAGGAAAAGGAAAAUGGUUUCUCCAGUCCGCCACGUAUUAAAGAUGAACCUGAUGAUGAUGGCUAUUAUGCAUCUCCCAAGGAGGACUCCAAACCCCUAAAGAGACCUCGGGAGGAGGACGAUGAUGAGUAUAAACCCAAAAAAAUCAAAACAGAAGAUAUCAAGAAAUCAAAGAAGAGGAAACAGGAGGAGGAAGAGGACAACAAAGCCAAGAAAACUAAGAGCAAAGAUAAGAAAGUCCCUGAAGGAGACAACAAGAAAAAGAAGCAGAAGAAAGAGGAAGAGCAAAAGUGGAAAUGGUGGGAGGAAGAGCGCUAUCCUGAAGGUAUUAAAUGGAAAUUCCUAGAGCACAAAGGUCCUGUGUUUGCUCCGCCAUAUGAACCUCUGCCUGAAAAUGUCAAGUUCUACUAUGAUGGUAAAGUAAUGAAGCUGAGCCCCAAAGCAGAAGAAGUUGCUACAUUCUUUGCAAAAAUGCUUGAUCAUGAGUACACUACAAAGGAUAUCUUCAGGAAAAACUUUUUUAAAGACUGGAGAAAGGAAAUGACUUCAGAAGAAAAGAGUACCAUCACCAACCUCAACAAGUGUGACUUCUCCCAGAUGAGCCAGUAUUUCAAAGCUCAGUCAGAAGCUAGGAAACAGAUGUCCAAGGAAGAGAAACAGAAAAUCAAAGAGGAGAAUGAGCGGUUACUAAAAGAAUAUGGCUUUUGUAUCAUGGAUAACCACAAGGAGAGGAUCGCCAACUUCAAGAUUGAACCCCCUGGUCUCUUCAGAGGGCGUGGCAACCAUCCCAAAAUGGGCAUGCUGAAGAGACGGAUCAUGCCAGAAGACAUCAUCAUUAAUUGCAGCAAGGAUUCCAAAGUUCCCCCACCUCCUCCAGGUCACAAAUGGAAGGAGGUCCGGCAUGAUAACAAGGUGACCUGGUUGGUGUCAUGGACAGAAAACAUCCAAGGAUCUAUUAAAUAUAUCAUGUUGAACCCCAGCUCUAGAAUCAAGGGUGAGAAGGACUGGCAGAAAUACGAGACGGCUCGGAGGUUGAAGAAGUGUGUGGAUAAGAUACGGAAUCAAUAUCGAGAAGACUGGAAGUCCAAAGAGAUGAAAGUGCGACAGAGAGCUGUGGCAUUGUACUUCAUUGAUAAACUUGCCCUGAGAGCUGGUAAUGAGAAGGAAGAAGGGGAGACAGCGGACACCGUUGGCUGCUGCUCCCUCCGAGUGGAACACAUUAAUUUGCAUCCGGAGUUGGAUGGCCAGGAAUACAUGGUUGAAUUUGACUUCCUCGGUAAAGACUCCAUCCGAUACUACAACAAAGUCCCCGUUGAGAAGAGGGUUUUUAAGAAUCUACAGCUGUUCAUGGAGAACAAGCAGCCUGAGGAUGACCUCUUUGACAGACUCAAUACCAGUAUCUUAAAUAAACAUCUUCAAGACCUUAUGGAGGGCCUGACAGCCAAGGUAUUCCGUACUUACAAUGCCUCCAUCACGCUACAGCAACAGCUAAAAGAACUCACUACCCCGGAUGAUAACAUCCCAGCAAAGAUCCUUUCCUAUAAUCGUGCCAAUAGAGCUGUUGCUAUUUUGUGUAACCACCAGAGGGCGCCACCAAAGACUUUUGAGAAAUCCAUGAUGAAUCUACAAACCAAGAUCGAUGCCAAGAAGGACCAGUUAGCCGAUGCCAGGAGAGAACUGAAAAGCGCCAAAGCUGAUGCCAAGGUCCGGAGGGAUGAAAAGUCCAAAAAGACAGUGGAGAGUAAGAAAAAAGCCGUGCAGAGGAUUGAGGAGCAGCUGAUGAAGCUGGAGGUUCAGGCCACAGACAGAGAGGAGAACAAGCAAAUUGCCUUGGGCACCUCCAAACUCAACUACCUGGAUCCCAGGAUCUCAGUUGCCUGGUGUAAGAAGUGGGGGAUUCCUGUAGAGAAGAUUUAUAACAAAACCCAACGAGAGAAAUUUGCCUGGGCAAUUGACAUGGCAGACGAAGAUUAUGAGUUUUAACCUGUUUUUAAUGAGCUGGAUUUUAUGGAAAAAGGGGUGGGGGGAAGCCUGGUUUUAGGGAGAUUGAUAAACUGUGAGCCUUACUUGUCCUAAUUGUGGGGGAGGGGGUAAGGAGGGGCAAGCGAGCAUCAGACAAAGAAACCAACAUCUUUGAGAAAAGAUAAACCUGGAAAUAUUAUAAAGGAGCUGAGCCAGUUGUCCUAUGGACAACUUAUUUAAAAAUGUUUCAGAGAUCCAAAUUCUAGCUGUAUGGUUUAGUUUGGUUUUGUUUUGUUUUGUUUCUCUCGAGGCAGGGCAAGUGGAUGGGGGAUUUGUCAACCUUCCACCAGGCAAAUUCAUCAUUACACUGAAUAGCUUGGGGGAUCUUUAGCUACUGUAUACAAAAUCCAAUUAUAUUGGUGCGUUUUUACAGUUAGGGUUUUGCAAUAACUUCUAUAUUUUAAUAGAAAAUGGACUCCUUAAACCCCUGCCCCUCCCUCUGCCCCAUUUCAGGAAUUUAACAAAAUUUUAAAACCCAACGCACCUGACACAGCUGUCACGAUGGUCAUGGAGGUACCUGCUUUUAUUUUAUUUUAUUUUUUGUUGGUUUUACUCAAAACAAUCGUGGCAUUGGAACAUGAAUUUAAUAAAAACGCAAAACAACCCACCACAUCUGUUCAAAGCAAAGCAUGAUGGGAAGAUGCUUCCUGACUUGAGUGUUCUUUUUUAAAUGUGAAUUUUUAUUUCUUUUAAUUAUUUUAAAAUAUUUAAACGUUUUUCUUCUUGAUCUUAAAGAUCGUGUAGAUUUUGGGGGGGAAAUGGGGAGGGAUGGAUGAGUGUGGGGGGGAGGGAUGAGUGUGGAAUUUGAGGAGAAAUGAAAUCAGUGACAAACAAUUUUCCCAUCAUCCUUUGUUCUGAGCAUGCUCUAUACACUUCAAGAAUACCCACUUUUUAGGUUUGGCAGACUGUUUUCUUUGCUUCCCCCCUUUUUUUUUAACCCCCCUCCCCUCUUUUACUUGAAAGAUUUUAUUGUGUAAAAAGAAGUUUCACAGGUCAAUAAAUUUCGAGGGAAAUGAGCAUUGGUCCAAAAAAGGAAAAAUAAUCAAGAUUUUAGGGCUUUUAUUUUUUUCUUUUGUAAUUGUGUACAAAAAUUUUAAAAAUUAAAAAGCAGAAUUUUAAUGUGAAACCUUUUUUUUUUUUUUUUGCUAUAAUCAUUAGUUUUAGAGGCAUUGUUAGCUUAGUGUGUGUGAGAAGACCAUUUCCCGCAGUCUUUCCUCAACAAGUAUCUUCUAUUUUUAUCAUGAAUUCCCUUUUAAUCAACUGUAGGUUAUUUAAAAUAAAUUCCUACAACUUAACCGAA